Molecule: messenger RNA, 2752 nt
Organism: Cylas formicarius (sweet potato weevil)
Lineage: Eukaryota; Metazoa; Arthropoda; Insecta; Coleoptera; Brentidae
Product: DNA repair protein RAD50-like
Exons: 2
Biological process (GO): chromosome organization involved in meiotic cell cycle; double-strand break repair; telomere maintenance via telomerase
Cellular component (GO): Mre11 complex; condensed nuclear chromosome
Molecular function (GO): single-stranded telomeric DNA binding; ATP hydrolysis activity; G-quadruplex DNA binding
Source: RefSeq, a predicted model, not a curated record
GACAAAAGUCAGAAAUGGUCAAAUGAUCCUAACAAUACUGCCCAAAAGAUAUUGUGAAAUUGUAUUAUUACGACAAUCAAAACCAACGCAAUUUCUACUGAUGGCUCCCACAUAAAAGUGAUAUAGAACACUUCCUGUUAUAGAGCUCGUGUUUUAUAGGCCCAUAUAAGAAUAUAUAUGGGGUAUAGAUCUCUCCAACCUUCAUAUCUAUAAAGGUCUUUGGUUCUUCUGAUAAAAUAAGACAAAUAUUCUAUUUUUCACUUAGAAACACAUAAUAUUGUACAAAAAUGCGUUCUACACCGGGAGUUCUUCAUUUUCUUAUAAAUUUUUCAGUUUCGGUGAUAUUGGACCGGGCUGUGUAAAUUUUCUAUAGUCAAAUAUAAAGCUGAUCAUUGUAUGUAGAGUCGAAUUUCCGUUUUUUUUUUUUAAACUUAUUAGAGAACAUUUUUGUUUACCAUUUUCCCGCAUUGGAAGUCAUUUACUGAUUUGAUUUGCUGUUUCUAGAUUGUUAAGUCUGCUGUCAUAUGCAAUAUUUGCAUUUACAUAAUAAUUGUUAUGAUUACUUGUCAUUUAUCCACUGUAAAAGGAGAAGAGGAAACGUUGUUGAAUAGAACCUAACCUAACAUGAAAGAGAGUGUUAUUUAAAAUCAGUGUAUUCAUUAUUAAUAAAGUUAUUUUAGUUUAAUACAUCCGUGUGUUCGUAAAUUCACAAUAAUAAUUACUCUUAUUACCUCUACAACGUCCCCCAAAAUAUUUUUUGGGGUAUAUAAAGAAAAUUUUUGUUUUUAAAAGUUUUCUGUAGAAAAUGGCAAUGCUGGAAGAGCUGUACAUUAAAAGCAUUCGAAGUUUUGGCGCCAACGAAGAAAAAAAGGUACAAUUUUCAACACCAUUGGUGUUAUUUCUAGGUCAAAAUGGUUCUGGGAAAACCACAAUAAUUGAAUCCUUAAAAUAUGCCUUGACAGGAGAUCUGCCUGAAGUUAGUGGUGGUAGUGGGUUUGUUAAUGACCCUAAACUUUCAAAUAAAAGUUCAACCGAAGGUUAUGUGAAAGUUAGGUUCAGAGACUAUAAGGGCGAUUAUGUUACAGUGAGUAAAUUUGUGAAAGUUGAGGGAAAAGACAAAUUAAAUUUUAAAAGUUCAAAUCCUUCAAUACGCUGGGAGGAUGGACAGCAUAUUAAAGAACCUCAAAAUAUAACUGGGUGACAUAUAAAUAUAAACACUUACUGUGCUCAAAAACUAAAUGUUUCGAAAGCAAUUAUCAAGAACGUAAUAUUCUGCCAUCAAGAAAAUGCAGCAUGGCCUCUUGAUGAAGGACAAAAAUUGAAAAAAAAAUUUGAUGAGAUUUUUGGCUCAACGGAAUAUAACAGAUGUGUGGAUAGACUUAGACAAGAAAUAAAAACACAGAAGGACAAUAUUAAUGUUUUAAAAGAACAACUUAAAGGUAAACAACAGUUAAAACAAAAUGUUGACAAGAUUAAAUCUUCACUAGAGGCACAGGAAGCACAAGUGGAAUUAAUUAAAACACACAUUGAUAAAAAAAAUGGGUAGAUUGAGUCAUUGGAGCAACAAAUUCAGAAUAUUUCAAAACUUGAACAGGCCUUGGGCACAUUAUAACAGGACUUAUCUGCCAAGGAAAAUUACUUGAAAGGUAUAGUUUGUGUAUUUUAUAAUUUUUUUGAUAAUCUGACAAAAUAUGUUAAACAAAUUCAAUCAAUAAAUGUAAAAUCUAAUCCUAUUGGAUUUGUUAAUUACUGUUUACUUGGUUGUUAUUGCGGGAAAAUGUUUAUAUAAAUUACAAUUUUAAGUUUUAAUUUUAAAACACUACAAAUUGUCAAAUAAAAAACAAACGUUUGGCAGAACAACACAGUUUGUGAGUAGUGCUUAGUUUAAGUAAUUUUUAAGCAGGAGAUUUUAUAAUGACUGGCCUCCUUACAAAAGAAAAUAUUUCUUCCCUUGCAUUUGAGGAAAUAUGCAAGUUGUGUUUAUAGGAACAUGUAAAUAUUGAAACUCAGUUAUUGCUCUUUCUAAGAUAAAAAAUUAAGGGUGUUGUAUUUGAAAAAAAAGUUUUUCAUUAUUAAAUUUUGGUGAAAAUCCAGCUGUAUGAUAUCCACCAUAUUUUAUUAGGUUAAUAGGCGUAAAUGUAAGAAAUGGUGCCUUCGAGAAAGUAGUUAUAAACUUUGUUUCAACCACAGCCAGAAACCGGCUUGGAACUGUAUAUUCCUGUAACUCAGCUGAUUUUUUGAUACGAUUAACGUUUUUAGCCUGACAGAAAAUUUCAGUUGAAUAACAGGAAUUUACAGUUCUGACCACGGUUGGAACAAACCUAUUAAAUUUUACUUAGGCGGCGAUAAUGGUUUUUAUUUUUUCGAUUGAGAUAUGGCAACUCUAUAUUUGAGUACAAUUUCCAGGACCUACGGAUAGAACACUUAACGUCAAUAAUCUGUUUGAGCUUCAUAUUUGAAUAUCUGAAAAGGUUUUCAAAAUUAGAAAAAAUAUAAUUUGUUCCGAGGUUAUCGCCAAAACAAAUUAAGAAAUUGUUAAAUGUUUUGAUAUAAUUAAAAGGUAAUUAAAACUUUUUGACACACUUCCACAAUUAGAGCGGGAAUUUUUGACACGAUGUUAUCGAUGUAUAAAGAAAAACAAGAGUUUAGUUCUAGGUACUUACUAGAUUAAAAUUUUAUUGACCAACUCCAAAGUCGGUUUUCAGUAUAUAGAUAGAACGAAUUUUUUGAUGUAGCAAGCAAGUUUUUAUGC